UAUUGGAAAGAUAUCAAAAACUCUAUAAGGGAUUUACUUAUUAAAGUGGCCUUGGUUACUUGAAAGUACUUGCUUAAUAUAACAACUUAAAUACAUACUUGCCCUUUAUGUAUUUUUUUAUUUUUUUUAACGCAACCCCGCCUCAAAAACUUCAAGAAAACCCCUUCAACCUCGACAAUGGCUACAAUCCAAAUACUUUCCGACCUUCAUUUGGAGGCUUAUAAUACUUACGACAACUUCGAGAUCACUCCUCAUGCGCCAUAUCUCGCUUUGCUGGGUGAUAUCGGUUGCGUCAAGAAGCAUGAAGAACAUUUUCUCGCUUUUUUGAGAAGACAGCUCGCCAAUUUUCGCGUCGUAUUCUUCCUGUUGGGUAACCAUGAGCCUUAUUAUUCAAGCUGGGACUAUACCAAGCAGACUAUGCUCCGUUUCGAACAGCAAGUACACCAGGAGCGAGAAGCGCAGUCUUGUAUUGGCGAAUUCGUCUUUCUUGACAAGAGAAGAUAUGAUAUCGACAAUAAUGGAACAAGUCUGACAAUUUUGGGUUGCACACUUUUCUCUAAGGUCCCCUCAGAUUCCAUAGAUGACGUCAGCUUUGGCUUAAACGACUUCUACCAUAUCGAGAACUGGACGGUUGAACAACAUAGCGCGGAGCACGAUGGCGAGUUAGAAUGGUUGAACAAUCGUGUAGAAGAACUACAGGGUUCUGGGAGAAAAAUCGCCAUAUUCACACAUCACAGUCCGACACGAGAUGAAAGGAGCGUAGAAGCACAACACCGCCAGAGCAAAAGGACCGCCGGGUUCUCUACCGAUCUCAGCGAUCAGCAUUGCUGGCGUAGUAACGACGUAAAACUCUGGGCAUUUGGGCAUACCCAUUACAACUGCGACUAUGUAGACACGAAGACUAACAAGAGGGUUUACACAAACCAGAAAGGGUACUUCGGUGGUUCUGACGGGUUUAAUGUUAACAGAGUAAUUUGUUUAUGAGUUUCUAUUAUAGAAA
Daldinia loculata is the source of this 1000-nucleotide messenger RNA. RefSeq names its product calcineurin-like phosphoesterase. The transcript has a single exon. The record is from RefSeq and is a predicted model, not a curated record. Gene Ontology annotation, molecular function: hydrolase activity. The coding region runs from base 178 to 984 and encodes 268 amino acids. NCBI's taxonomy places the organism in Eukaryota, Fungi, Ascomycota, Sordariomycetes, Xylariales, Hypoxylaceae.